GUUUGACGGGCGGCUGAGAACUCUUAUGCUCUCUGUGUUGCAAAGAUAAUAAUAUACUGCGUCAUAGGAACAGAACGGAAGGGUGAAGUAAAGCAAACGAGAACUGCAUUCUGACACACACACGUCCUCACCCAAAGUUUUGUUAAGCGGAAAAGGACGACCUCAAUUGAAGCGCAGCACUUUUGUUCGAAGAGAAAGGCAGACAGCCGACAACGCAGCACGGACCUGACAAAGAAAUCAGAGUAGAGGGCCCCAUUGGUAGCAGGAGAGCCGCUUCGCAACUGAAUCGCAGUAGCUCACGCGAUUGCGCCGCUUGAUUUUCGUAUUUCCACGAGAACUGUUGCCGCUUUCGCUUCUGCUUGUUAUCUUUUUUUGGUGCUUUUCUUUUUAGACACUCCACCUCUUUUUUUUCCUGUUUGGUGAGGACUUAGACUGCGCCACGCACACAUACGUAGAUACCCUCGAUAGAUUUUCUUUGUUUGAUUCUGUUCUUCUCUUGUUCAGCCAGUAACAGCACAAUGACGGAAAACGCAAUCGCACAUCGACCCUCGUCUCGGCAGGGCUCCCCGGUGCCGCACCGUCAACUCGGCACCCUCUCCGUCAACCAGCGCUCUUACUCGCGCAUGAGCUCCAAAGGCGUCUUCGGCGACGACUCGCCGCUCAUGUCCCCGCUGCCGUACUACCCGCGGCAUCGCAGCGUCACAUUUGCGGAGGGACGCAGCGGGGCGCGGGAGGAGCGGCCAAACUACAACGGCACCUACUCCGCCUCCGCCCUCGUCUCCCCGGUGCGGCAGCUCUCCCCUCCGCCGGUGUCGAUCUUGAAGACGAACUCGUCGUUUCCAGACGAGGAUGACAGCGGGGCGGCCCCGGCGGCACAGGUGGCGGCGGCGACGGUGUCGGCGGUCCCGCGGCACAAGGACCCGCUGCGCCGCUCCCCGGUGCCACCGACACGUGGCCGCUCCAACAGCCGUCAGCGGCUGGCGGCGCGUCGUCGCGAGGCGCAGCUGCACCACAGCUUCUACGACGACAGCUUCGUCGAGGAGUUCGUGCUGAGCGCCAAGACGGAACUAGAGAAGGAGGAGGCGGAGCAGCGCCGCGUGGAAGAGCAGCUUCGGGCGGAGCAGGAGAAGGCAAAGCGGGCGGAGCGGCGUGUCUCGGAGGCCACGGAGAAGAUCAACGCCCUCCAGCACGCGAAGGAGGUGUUGAUGGCAGCCACGGUGCGUCGUCACGCCUCGGUCACGCCGUCGCCGCCUCGCGCACGCGCCGAUAAAUCGAAGCGCAACUCCAGCCUCUUGCGCGAGCUCGAAGACGACCCCGACCCGGCGGUGCAGGAGGCGCUGAAGGAGCUCUCUCGCCAGUCUACCUUGAAACAGCAGCGGCAGCAAGGACCACCGCAGCAGCACCGCCGGCGCUCCAUGCCCAUCGUCUCCGAGGACGCACUGGCUGGAAACGACGUCGAGGAGGGAGCGGGGGAGGAAGAGGGCAGCAAUGAGGCUCGCAAGCGCGCUCGCUUGGAGAAGAUCGUGUCGAGUCUGUUGUCCCGGAAGGGCAAGAGCAAGAGCAAGCGCAGCGUGAUGGUGAUUGACUGGUCGGACAUCGACUCCGACGACGACCACAACGAAGAUAUCGGAGGGGCAGAGAGCCAGGAGGAGGAGGAGGAGGAGGAAGAGCAGGCUAGACCCAUCGGCAACAAACGCCAGCGCAGUCGUCAGGCCAAGAGCCGCAGUGCUGGCCUUGUUCCUGAGGCGACUCUCGUGCCGCCCAACAAGGCGCCUCGCAAGCCCUCCGCACGCCGCGCCGCCUCCGCAAACAAGCGUACCGCCAGCGUCGUGCCGGACCUCGGCGACUCCCUUCUCUUUGAGGCGGAGGAGCAGCCCAUUCUGCUGCCACGCCGCCAGCACCAGCGCCCCGCACCGACCCGCUCCAUUUCGCACAUCGACAUGGAGGAGGACGACGAUGACGUGCUGGACCACGACGAGGCCAGCGUGGAGCGCAUCGUGCGGCGAGCACCGCGUGCCACACGCGCCCCAGCGACGCGACAGCGCCGUGGACCUGCUGUCGCCGGCCGAGGCAACGCAGCGGCUUCUUUCGUUAGUGCUGCUGCUGGUCGCGGCCGGCGUGCGCAGGCGGUGGAGGAGACGGAGGAGGCCACCACGCCGGCACCGGCUCCGCCUCCGCGUCGUGCGGCAGCGCUGCGUGCAGACCCGAACGACCCGAUGGCCGUCUUCUUCGAAGCAGCCUUCCCGAGUCCUUCGAAGUUCGAUGAAAUGAUGAUGCAGGCGGGCGGUCUGCCGGAGACUCGGCGGGGUGGUGGUGGCGGCGGCGCUGGCGGUCGCGGGCCUGGCCGACAACCGAACUUAGUCUUGCCCAGCUCCAUCGGGCGACGCCGUUAA
Molecule: messenger RNA, 2393 nt
Organism: Leptomonas pyrrhocoris
Lineage: Eukaryota; Euglenozoa; Kinetoplastea; Trypanosomatida; Trypanosomatidae
Exons: 1
Coding region: 519-2393 (624 amino acids)
Source: RefSeq, a predicted model, not a curated record